Mobula hypostoma (lesser devil ray) is the source of this 4943-nucleotide messenger RNA. Its product is annotated as tyrosine-protein kinase ITK/TSK-like. Gene Ontology annotation, molecular function: ATP binding; non-membrane spanning protein tyrosine kinase activity; protein binding. Lineage: Eukaryota; Metazoa; Chordata; Chondrichthyes; Myliobatiformes; Myliobatidae. The transcript has 17 exons. Gene Ontology annotation, cellular component: plasma membrane. Gene Ontology annotation, biological process: NK T cell differentiation; T cell receptor signaling pathway; protein phosphorylation. The coding region runs from base 106 to 1989 and encodes 627 amino acids. The record is from RefSeq and is a predicted model, not a curated record.
UCGCAACAAGCACGCACCCACACACUGCCACUGUGACCUUGGCGCCACGUCCUGACAUCCUUCACCCCCUCUCCCUCUCGAUGGGGAGGGCCGCUCCCCACUAGAAUGGAACCCACCUCCAUCCUGGAAGAGUUCCUGAUCAAGCGCUCUCAGCAGAAACGCAGAACCUCGCCCUCCAACUACAAGGAGCGAUACUUCAUCCUGACCAGAUCCCGGCUCGCCUACUAUGAGUGCCGCACUGGGAAGAAGUCCGUGAUGAAGGGAUUCGUCGAUAUCUCCAAGAUCAAGUGCGUGGAGAUCGUGCUGACUGACAUGAGUCUCCCCUGCAGCUACAAGUAUCCAUUCCAGGUUUUCCAUGAGAAUUAUUAUCUGUACGUGUUUGCACCGAGCAAGGAGAGUCGUCAGAAAUGGGUCACAGCCCUGAAAGAAGAAUCAAAGAACAACAACAUCUUGACCAACAAAUACCAUCCCAACUUCUGGGCCGAAGGACACUGGCUCUGCUGUGCUCAACUCGACAAGAUGGCCAUGGGCUGUCAACUCUACGAUCCAAACCGUGACUCCAAGAAGCCUCUUCCUCCCACUCCUGUCUUGAGCAAGAGCAAACCCCUGCCGCCUGAGCCGAUGGAGACGGGGGUGGGCUCAGGGACUGUGGUGGUGGCGUGGUACGACUUUCACAGUCAGAACACGCAAGACCUGUCGCUGGUGAGGAGUGAGGAGUAUGUCAUCAUGGACAAGAGCGAUGCAAACUGGUGGCGAGUUUGUGAUAAAAACGGGCGGACGGGGUACGUGCCCAGCAGUUACUUGGUGGAGAAGCGACCCGACAACCUGCAGGCCUAUGAGUGGUACAACAAGAACAUCAGCCGCAACAAGGCCGAACGGCUGCUGGAGAACGAGGAUAAACAAGGAGCGUUCAUGGUGAGGGACUCGAGACAGGCUGGGAUGUACACUGUCUCCGUGUUCACCAAGGCCAGCAGUGAGUGCAGUGCCGGAGUCAAGCACUACCACAUCAAGGAAAUCAUGGACACCCACAAACGCUAUUACCUGGCCGAGAAACACAUCUUCGACACCAUUCCAGAGCUCAUCACCUACCACCAGCACAACGCAGCAGGUCUGGUCACACGCUUGAGGUACCCUGUGUCUUCCUGGAGAGAAACAGCCCCGUCCACAGCAGGAUUUAGUUAUGGGGCCUGGGAGAUCUCGGCCACUGCCCUGACUUUCAUGGAGGAGGUGGGUUGUGGUCAGUUUGGAGUGGUGCACAUGGGCUACUGGAGGAACCAACACAAAGUGGCCAUCAAGACGAUCCGUGAGGGAGCCAUGUCCGAGGAGGACUUCAUCGAGGAAGCUCAGAUCAUGAUGAAGCUGUCUCACGAGAAGCUGGUGCAGUUGUAUGGCGUGUGCAACCAGGACAGCUCCAUCUUCCUGGUCUUCGAGUACAUGGAGCAUGGCUGCCUGUCGGAGUACCUGAGAAACAACCGUGGGUCAUUUGGCCGACACACGCUGUUGGGGAUGUGCCAGGACGUGUGUGAAGGCAUGGAGUAUCUGGAACACAACCAGUUCAUUCACCGGGACCUGGCAGCACGGAACUGUCUCGUUGGAGAUUCGCUCAUCAUCAAAGUAUCUGAUUUUGGAAUGACAAGGUUUGUCCUCGACGACCAGUACACCAGCUCCUCCGGCUCCAAAUUCCCCGUCAAGUGGUCAGCUCCUGAAGUUUUCCGGUAUUCCAAGUUCAGCAGCAAGUCCGAUAUCUGGUCAUUUGGGGUGCUGAUGUGGGAGGUAUUCACCGAGGGGAAGAUGCCAUACGAUAAUUGCUCCAACGCUGAGCUGGUGGAGGAAAUCGCGGCUGGAUUUCGCCUUCACAAGCCGAAGCUGGCCUCCUGCUCUAUCUACAACAUGAUGACCUGCUGCUGGUUCGAGAGACCUGAAGAGCGGCCAUCGUUCUAUGAACUGCUGAAUGAGAUAAGGGAGCUCUCUGAACAUGAGGACCUGUAAGCGGACAGUGGAGAUGGCCUGCCCGCAGAACGGACAGCGCAGUUUGGCUACAGGAGCACUCUGAAUUCUGGGCAACAGUUACUAAAUAUUUAUUUAUUAUGUAUUAAAAUAAUUUUGACUUGGGGAAUGCUCUCCUGUGGAGGUAGGACCCUCUGGAGAUUUUGGACAUAAUAUCGGUGACGGCGAUUGGUACUCUUGGUAGGUAUCCCAUUUGUCACUGAGCCUGACUGGUACUGAGGCCAAUUGCAGACCCAGAGUGUCCACCAGAGCUGAGCAUCAGGGAUAAGACCAUAAGACAUAGAAGCAGAAUGAGGCCAUUCGGCCCACUGAGUCUGCUCUACUGUUCCAUCAUGGCUGAUUUAUUAUCCCUCUCUACACUAUUCUCCUGCCUUCUCCCUGUAACCUUUGUUGCCCUGACUAAUCAAGAACAUAUCAACCCCCACGUUAAAUAUACCCAAUGAGUUGUCUGUGGUAAUGAAUUCCAGAUUCACCACCCUCUGGCUAAAGAAAUUCUGCCUCAUCUUUGUUCCAAUGGAUAUCCUUCUAUUCUAAGGCCGGGCCCUCUGGCCCAUUACAGGAAACAUUCUCUUCAUAUCCACUCUGUCAAGCCUUUCAAUAUUUGGUAGGUUUCAACAAGAUUCCCCCUAAUUUUUCUAAACUCCAAUGAAUACAGGGCCAGAGACAUCAAACGCUCCUCAUAUAUUAACCCUUUCAUUCCCAGAAUCAUUCUCAUGAACCUCCUCUGGACCCUUUCCAUAUUCUUAGAUAAAGGGCCCAAAAUUGCUCCACAAUACUCCAAAAGCAAGCAAGUGGACACACUCUGAAUCAAUUGACAGCCAGACAGAGCAGAAAUGAUUGCCGACCGUUUCCAUCCGAGCGUCUACAUUCCCCCCUCCGACUGUAGCGACGACAUGUUCACACUUUGAAUAAUAAAAAUGCCAGUAGACAGAAGCUCGCCUUCGUCGGUCCAGGCAUUGAGUAUGUGUCCAAUUCUGGGUGGCCCACCACAGGAAGGAUGUUGGCUAGAUUUUUGCAAUGCAGGGGAGUUAAGUGUCAGGGGAAAAGGCAGGUAGGUGGAGACGAGUUCAUGGCCAGAUCAGCCAUGAUUUUGUUGAAUGGUGGAACAGGCUCGACAGGCCAGAUGGCUGACUCCUGCUCCUAUUUCUUAUGUUCUUAUGUUGAGGAUUUGGGGAGGGUGCAGUAGAGGUUUACCUGGCUGCUGCCUGGGUUAGAGGGCAUGUGCUAUACCAAGUUAUUUUCUCUGGAGCAGCGGAGAUUGAGGGGACAUUUGACAGAGGUUUAUAAGAUUGAGAGGCAUAGAUAGAGUAGACAGGCAGUAUCUUUUUCCCAGGGUAGAAAUGUCUAAUACCAGAGGGCAUGUUAUUAAGAUGAGAGGGAGUAAUUUCACAGGAGAUAUGAGAGGCAAGUUUUUUUUUACACAGAUAAUGUGUAGGCAGAAGAGAUUUAGUCUAAUUUGGCAUUGUGUAUAGUACAGCGAUUGUGGGCUGAAGGGCCUUUCUGUUCUGUUCUGUGUACCCAGAGAUGAACCAUACAGUGAACACCCAUCAUUACUGGAAUGAACAAAGUCUAACUGAGACUUUUUUAAACUAGACUAUUUUUCAAAUGUCCAUCACAUCUUGAGGAGGAACAUCUUCACUCAGAGGGUGGUGAGAGUGUGGAAUGGGCUGCCAGUGGAAGUGGUAGAUGCAGGCUCGAUUUCAACAUUUAAGAGAAGUUUGGAUAGGUACAUGGACGGGAGGGGUUUGGACGGCUAUGGUCCAGGAUUGGGUCGAUGGGACAAGGCAGGAUAAGAGUUUGGCACAAAUCAGCUGCUGCGGGGAGAUCAGACAACGCUGACAGGAUUCAGUGAGCUGGGUGACGCUAAGCAGCUCUGCAAUAAAUCCAGAGAUAACUCCAGUCUGACCAGCAGCUCAAGGACACACAGCGACAGGGCAACAAUGAUCAAAGCUUGAAAUCUCCCAGCAGUAUCCAGGGAAAGCGAAAUCCCAAAGCAAGGUUAAAAUUUACAAUUCUGCAGCACAACAGGACUCCAAGACCAUAGGAGCAGAAUUAGUCCAUUCAGCCCAUCGAGUCUGGUCCACCAUUCUAUCAUGGGUGAUUUAUUAUCCCACUCAACCUCAUUCUCUUUCUUCUCUCCGUGACCUUUGAUACCCUGACUAAUUAAGAACCUAUCACCUCCAGUUUAAAUAUACCCAAUGACUUGGCCACCACAGCUGUCUGUAGCAAUGAAUUCCACAGAUUCACCACCCUCUGGCUAAAGAAAUUCCUGCUCACCUCCGGCCUUGACUCCCCCACUGUAGGAAACAUCCUCUUCACACCCACUCCAUCCAGACCCUUCAAUAUCAGUCGGUUUCACUGAAAUCCUCCUCAUUCAUCUAGACUCCAGUGUGUACAGGCCCAGAGCCAUCAAAUGCUCUUCACACAUUAACCCUUUCAUUCUCAGUAUAAUUCUCGUGGACCACCUGUGGACCCUCUCCAAUGCCAGCACACCUUUUCUCAGAUAAGGAGCCCAAAAUUACUGUUCAAUGUUCUCCAGGCUGUAUGGGGAUGGGAGAGGGCAGAAGGGCCCGUACUGUUCUAUGGGGACGCAUUCAGGUGUGUGGGGGGGAGGUGGUUAACAAAUCAGAUCACACAGGGAAACCUCGGAGAAAGUGCAGUUCACAUCCAGCAGUGGAUUGACCAGGCUGAUGGAGAAAUUGAUCAAAUCAGUGGACAGGUGGGUGAAAAAUUCGCUGCUGAUGCAGUGUGGGAACCGAACACGCCGAGUGAAGUCAGUUAAACAAGGGCAAACCCAUCAACCCAAGAGAUUCUUCCGAUGCUGGAAAUCCAGAGCAACACACACAAAACCCUGGAGGAACUCAGCAGGUCAGGCAGCAUCUAUGGAAAUGAAUAAACAGUCGAUGUUUUGGGGGGGAGCUGGUGGGUGACAGGUG